CUGUGUUCUGUCUUCUGUUUCUGUGUACGUGACGUAGGUUUCAGUGACGUGGGGGUUAAAAUUAUUCACUAUUCAAUUUGCUUUUUUAAUUUUUUUAUAGUUUAUAAACUGUUUUUAAUUUGUUAAUUAUUUGUCUUCUCAAUUUUAUAAGUAAUAAUGGGUUCAUCUCAUAGUGUGGAAAUUCCCGGAGGGGGCACCGAAGGAUAUCACGUUUUGAGGGUACAAGAUGACUCCCCCGGGCAUGCCGCAGGGCUGGAAGCAUUCUUCGAUUUUAUUAUCGCUAUCGGAAAUACUAGACUGGAUCAGGACAACGACACACUGAAAGACCUGUUGAAGGCGAGCACAGACAAGGAGAUGAAGAUGACAGUUUACAGCAGCAAGACGCAGUCGGUGAGGCAGGUGUCUGUCACUCCGAGCACCAGCUGGGGUGGUCAGGGUCUGCUCGGCGUCAGCAUUCGAUUCUGCUCCUUUGAAGGCACCAACGAGAACGUCUGGCACAUCUUGGAAGUGCACCCUUCUUCACCGGCGGAACUAGCCGGCCUACAUGCGUUCACCGACUACAUAAUUGGCGCCGACUCGGUGCUGCAUGAGAGCGAGGACCUGUUCACAUUGAUUGAGGCGCACGAGGGCCGGCCACUCAAGCUCUAUGUCUACAACACCGAGCAGGACUCGUGUCGUGAGGUCACCAUCACGCCCAACUCAAACUGGAAGGGCGAAGGGAGCUUGGGUUGUGGCAUUGGCUACGGCUACCUGCAUAGAAUCCCAAUUCGCAGUCACCCUGUGGAACAUGCGCAGAUUGCGCUGCCCGGCACAAGACCCGGUCAAACAGCAUUCCCAACCGUAGGCCUACCUCCUUCAGCAAUUCCAGCAUCCAAUGUCACUCCUCAUCCAAAUGCAAUUACGGCUCCCACUUCAACUCCAACCGCCAAUACGGUGGUGAAUCCUCCACCGGUGCAGCAGCCAACACCGGCUCAACCGGUAGCCCCGCCUAAUCCGGCGCCCUUCCAACAGCAGAUCCCAGAAGGCACCAUUCCGCGCCAGUUUACAACGCCGCCACUUACAAACUACGCGCCAACCAAUGUGGUAAAUAGCAACUACAGUGUCGACAACAGCGCUAGCAUUCCUGCAGCGGUCAGUUUCGGUACUACUGCGAGUCCGUCGCACUACUUUCAGCAGCAACCGGCCACCACUUUCUCGACUGGUUAUGCGGCUGCGCCGGCCUAUCACAUCCAGCCGUCCAUGGCUCCCCCUCAUCCGGCCAUGAUGGGCGCAACUACCACUGUUCCCAGCUACGUGCCCGGCAUCGGAGGGCCCCAGAUGCAGCCGUUUGUAGUGAAUGGCCAGGACACUGCGGCAUCGUCGAGUGGCCAACACCCACUUCCGCCACGCAGCGGAGUGCACACUGUGGCCACAGCCAGUGGAGUCAUGCCAUCCAUGGCCAAUCUAGCCACCACCAGUCUCGCUACUCCAAGCAUCCCCCCUCUGUCAAUACCAGGAAUGCCGGUGACAACACCGAUCUCCCUGCCUGGAAUGCCCCCCAUCACAGUCAGCGCAACCCUGCCCUACGCCACCAUCGAAGCACUACAGAACCAUGGCCCUGACCCCAUGGCUGCUGCAACGCAAAAACCCAACAUCGUACCGCCUCCUCUGUCGGCUGCUCAGUAGAACAUAUUUACAAAUAUUAACAAUGAACACUACUCAACAUUCUAUUUAUGUUUAUUUAUCAAGUUCGAGGUAUUUAGCUGUGUAUGUAAAGGUUAUUUUCAAUACUAGAAUAAGAUGUGGAAGGUGUGGUUUGUGUUGUUUGAGACUGAUAAUGAAAGCGCAUCCAAACCUUGAGUGUAUACAGAAAAGUUUAUUGAAAAUGAGAGAAUUUUCGGCGAGUGUCACAUAGAAAACAAAACAAAUACUUACAUAAUUAUUGAAUCGUGAGCGGUGUAGAUUCUUGUUGAACGAAUUGCGACAGACCAAAAAUACGACCAAGAUUUAUGUUACAAAUAGCAGCAUACUAUUAUCUAUGGUUCUAGUAAUUGGCCUGGGAAGGAUCUACACUGGUUUAUAUUUUCAAUUAUUCAUGCUCGCAGUUUUGGACAAGCUCUUGUAAU
This is a messenger RNA of Nilaparvata lugens (brown planthopper), 2105 nucleotides long. RefSeq names its product Golgi reassembly-stacking protein 2 (gene Grasp65). Gene Ontology annotation, molecular function: protein binding. Lineage: Eukaryota; Metazoa; Arthropoda; Insecta; Hemiptera; Delphacidae. Gene Ontology annotation, cellular component: Golgi apparatus. The transcript has 8 exons. Gene Ontology annotation, biological process: Golgi organization. Bases 157 to 1665 code for a protein of 502 amino acids. The record is from RefSeq and is a predicted model, not a curated record.